Python bivittatus (Burmese python) is the source of this 1490-nucleotide messenger RNA. The record is from RefSeq and is a predicted model, not a curated record. Lineage: Eukaryota; Metazoa; Chordata; Lepidosauria; Squamata; Pythonidae.
GAUGUCGAUCCAGAAGAUCCAUGCCCGUGAAAUCCUCGACUCGCGGGGGAACCCAACGGUGGAGGUCGAUCUGCACACUGCCAAGGGCCGCUUCCGGGCUGCGGUGCCUAGCGGUGCCUCCACUGGCAUUUAUGAAGCCCUGGAGCUGAGGGAUGGUGACAAAGCCAGAUACCUGGGCAAAGGGGUAGUGAAGGCUGUGGAGCACAUCAACAAGGAAAUUGCCCCCACCCUGAUCGAGAAGAAAAUUAGUGUUGUUGAGCAGGAAAAGAUUGACAAAGUCAUGAUUGAAUUGGACGGGACAGAGAACAAAUCCAAGUUUGGGGCCAAUGCCAUCUUGGGCGUCUCUCUUGCUGUGUGCAAGGCUGGGGCAGCUGAAAAAGGGGUCCCUCUCUAUCGCCACAUUGCAGACCUUGCUGGGAACAAGGAGCUCAUAUUGCCAGUGCCUGCUUUCAACGUGAUCAACGGGGGCUCCCACGCUGGGAACAAGCUGGCCAUGCAGGAGUUCAUGAUCCUGCCGGUGGGGGCUACCAACUUCAAGGAGGCCAUGCGGAUCGGGGCUGAAGUCUACCACAACCUGAAGGCAGUGAUCAAGAGCAAAUACGGGAAGGACGCCACCAACGUGGGGGAUGAGGGCGGCUUCGCCCCCAACAUCCUGGAGAACAAUGAAGCCCUGGAGUUGCUGAAAAGCGCCAUCGAGAAGGCUGGCUACCCUGACAAAGUGGUCAUCGGGAUGGACGUGGCCGCCUCCGAGUUCUUCCGCAAAGGCAAAUACGAUCUGGACUUCAAGUCUCCUGACGACCCGAACCGCUACAUCUCUGGAGAGAAACUGGGAGAGCUUUACCAGAGCUUCAUCCAGAACUACCCAGUCGUCUCCAUUGAGGAUCCGUUCGACCAGGAUGACUGGGAGACAUGGAAGAAAUUCUUGACUCAGGUGCAGAUCCAGAUUGUGGGGGACGAUUUGACUGUGACCAACCCCAAGCGGAUCCAGCAGGCAGUGGAGCAAAAGGCCUGCAAUUGCCUCCUCCUCAAGGUCAACCAGAUUGGCUCUGUCACAGAGUCCAUCCAAGCCUGCAAGCUAGCCCAGAGCAACGGCUGGGGAGUGAUGGUGAGCCACCGGUCGGGGGAGACCGAAGACACCUUCAUUGCAGACCUGGUGGUGGGACUGUGCACUGGGCAGAUCAAAACUGGAGCCCCCUGCCGCUCAGAGCGCCUGGCCAAGUACAACCAGCUGAUGAGGAUCGAGGAAGAGCUGGCCGAUAAAGCGCACUUUGCCGGGCGCAAGUUCCGGCACCCUCUGGCCAAGUGAGAGCUCCAGAUGGUGAGCACAGGGGGCUGACAGCAACCUCCUCUGCCCGUGAAAACAUGGCCCCAACACUGGUGGGGGCCUUUGGGGUUUAAUCUGUCUCUUAUCCAAACAUGCGUGUAGAAAAUCUGUGGAAUCUCCCCAACUCCACCUUGGGGGCUGAAUAGAAAGGCUGCUGUGCCAAUUA